UCGGAUUUUACAACCAGGCACGCGUUGCACAGAACAACAAAGGCCAACGUAGAACGUUUUUAACUUAUUAAUUUAUUUAGGAAAUAAUAACAAAUUAGACAAGUGAAUCAUGUGCACCGGCUCGCCAGUUGUCCCUGCUGCCACAUCGGAGGAGAUCGAGGCCGAGUAUGGGAGCAACCUCAAGCUCCUCGAGUGCAAUUCCCAGGUGGCGGAGCUUCUGACCAUUCUGCGCGACAAAAACACCACCCGCAGCGACUUCAAGUUCUAUGCCGACCGGCUGAUCCGUCUGGUCAUAGAGGAGUCCCUCAAUCAACUGCCCUACACUCACUGCGACGUGGAGACCCCCACUGGAGCUAUAUAUGAGGGCCUGAAGUAUCGCUCUGGGAACUGUGGAGUGUCCAUCAUACGGUCCGGAGAGGCCAUGGAGCAGGGUCUGCGGGAUUGCUGUCGCUCCAUCCGCAUAGGCAAGAUCCUGGUGGAAUCAGAUGCGAAUACCCACGAGGCUCGUGUGGUCUACGCUCGUUUCCCGGAUGACAUUGGCAGUAGGCAGGUGCUCCUGAUGUACCCAAUCAUGUCCACCGGAAAUACGGUUCUCCAGGCUGUGAACGUGCUGCGGGAACAUGGAGUCCCCGAGAGCUGCAUCAUCCUGUCGAAUCUGUUUUGCACUCCCAUGGCCGCUCGGACCGUGGUGAACGCCUUUCCCAAGCUGAAGAUCCUCACCUCAGAGCUGCAUCCCGUGGCCCCCAAUCACUUCGGGCAGAAAUACUUCGGUACAGACUAGAGAUUUGACGACUAAACGACUGUUUAGGAUAGGUGGCAUUUGAAACGACAAACCGGUGACGCCCUGCGGCCUACCAAACUACUUAGCAACUGUAAGCUUUUCACAACUGGCUUUUAAUGCAACUCUCAAAUUCGUUACGUUCGUUACGCACUAUUGUAAAUAUAGAAAAGGAAUAAAUAUUUAAAACGA
Messenger RNA from Drosophila biarmipes, 970 nucleotides. It is a transcript of the gene kri, whose product is annotated as uracil phosphoribosyltransferase homolog. The record is from RefSeq and is a predicted model, not a curated record. The coding region runs from base 110 to 781 and encodes 223 amino acids. NCBI's taxonomy places the organism in Eukaryota, Metazoa, Arthropoda, Insecta, Diptera, Drosophilidae. The transcript has 3 exons.